Tricharina praecox is the source of this 1238-nucleotide messenger RNA. RefSeq lists its product as uncharacterized. The transcript is spliced from 2 exons. The record is from RefSeq and is a predicted model, not a curated record. Lineage: Eukaryota; Fungi; Ascomycota; Pezizomycetes; Pezizales; Pyronemataceae. The coding region runs from base 185 to 760 and encodes 191 amino acids.
UAUAAUCAGCUGCUCCCCGCCUGCUUGCUUUUGCUUCUUCACAACCAACACCUCCUCAUCCAGCAGCAACAACAUCUUCUACUCUUAUAUCUACCUCCUCGCCUUCUCCUCCUCAUCCUUCGAUAUCAUCGAUCUCUGCCAUAACACCAUCUACACAAACAUCUACCAUACGACAAACCCGACCAUGAAGUUUUCCAUCCUCGCAACUCUGGCCCCUCUCGUGGCCACCGCCACCUGCGCCGUCAUCCCACGACAGGCCCAAGACGGCAAUGGCCUCGCAACAUUCAGCCUCGGCGCACCACCUUCCAAGCCGGCGCUCGGAAGCGUCUCGUGGCUCGGACAAGGCAACCAAGCGAUUGGCGGGCCACUCGGGUGGUGGACGAGCACGCACACCGAUUUCAAGGCGUUCAUCCAAUACAACGCCGCGGAGGGCAUUGCGUUCGAUUCCACAAAGACCUCUAGGACCAUCUAUUUGAAGCCUGAGGGCACCGAUGGUCUGAGCGAAGUAGUGCUCGGAGCGCCAAGACUCGAAGGGAACCCCUCAGCAAUGCGCGAAACCAACUUCACCAUCGACGCGACGAUGAUCAACCCUGGCGAGCCCCGCUACUGGUUCGGAUACCUGCACGACUCCGCUGCUGCCUGGACCGCGUGCCCGAACGACGACGGCUGGAAACUCUACUUCGGCCAGGCCACCGGGGAUCGCAAGGCGGAGUGCACUGAGAGCUUCUCGCUGGAGGUGCUCUACACGAUUCCCGCUUAGGAGUGCAUUGGGAAUUGGAAUAGCACUACAUCGCAGCGGUGGCGAGCGUGAGUGACUAAAUUUUUGGCGAAGAGGAGGAGGAGGAGGUGUAGGGGAGGUUGCAUUUGUGUGUUUGCAUUGUACGGAGUUUUUUUGAUUUAUUUACAUGUCUGGCGGGUUUGGUGGUGCAUCUGGCGGGCUGUCUGUGUGUGUAUGGCUGGGGUAUGGCUAGGGCAAUUAUGACUGGGGUAACUAUGGCUGGGUAUGGCUUGGGGGACUGAUGAUGACGAAGACAACCACGAGAAACCGGGUGGACUGGACAAUUGCAUUGACUGACUAUAUGGGUGAUGUGGGGUGAUUUGGGGGAAUGUGGUUUGCUUUUUUUUUCCAGUCGUGUGCAUUUAACAGGGACUUUCAGCACCGCAAUGCGGGGAGAGUAGGGAUGGAUUUUUGUUUUUAUUGGUAAUAGUAAAUGAAUAAAUGGGCGAUAUUAUGUUCA